Messenger RNA from Mya arenaria, 2730 nucleotides. Its product is annotated as PX domain-containing protein kinase-like protein. The coding region runs from base 141 to 1889 and encodes 582 amino acids. Gene Ontology annotation, biological process: protein targeting to lysosome; endosome to lysosome transport; protein phosphorylation. The record is from RefSeq and is a predicted model, not a curated record. The transcript is spliced from 15 exons. Gene Ontology annotation, cellular component: extrinsic component of endosome membrane; late endosome; early endosome. NCBI's taxonomy places the organism in Eukaryota, Metazoa, Mollusca, Bivalvia, Myida, Myidae. Gene Ontology annotation, molecular function: actin binding; ATP binding; phosphatidylinositol binding.
CAAAAAUGAACGCCCACUUCCUACUUUCACAUUCAAAUUACACAUUUUCUCAUUACUUACAUUGCUCAGAAGAACGAAAUGCAUAAAGUACAGCAUUUAAAUAUCUAAAUAACAAAAUACAUCAUUAGGAUACAGUAACAAUGGCAGGGAAGUUGGGAAAAUUGUUCGAAACGCAAAAAUCGACAAAGAUUUCUAUUGAUGACACAUUGCCACUGGUUUGCACCAUUGAAAGUGGCGAGAAAAUACAGGAUCAUGUGGAUUACAGUUUGCGAGUGUACAGAGGAAUUACAGGAGAUGUUAACUGGAUGGUUAAAAAAAGAUACACAGACUUUGCAAACCUUGACAGUGAUCUCCGCAUAGCCAACAUUGUCCUCAAUCUUCCGCCAAAGAAAGCCUUUGGAAACUUCAAUAGGGAAUUCAUUGCAGAAAGGCAACUGGCCUUGCAAACUUACAUCACAGAACUGCUACAGAAGCCUAUACUUGCAAACAGUUUACCUAUGAAAAGGUUCCUGGACCCGGACAAUUACUCUUUUAACUUCCUAGAGGAAGCACUACAGCAUGUGUCAAUGGUAUUGAGGUCGGAAAAGAACUGGGAAGUUGUUGAACCAUUGUCAGAUAUAGGCUGGCGGAUAAGAAAGUCAUACAUUCUUGUAAAGCCUUUGAGGGAUCCUAAAGUUCGACAGAUUCUAAGCUGGACUGACUAUGGUCCAUUCCGCUAUCUACCGGAUAAAGAGAUGUCAGCAUUAAUGAAUGUUCUCUGUGAUAUAAAGCAUCCAAAUAUAGUUUCACCGGUCUUGUCGACGUCUAACGAAAGUGGUGGACUUGUUAUACGCCCUUAUGGUGAAAAGGGGACUUUAAAAGACAUUAUCUGCAAGUGUAAACCAAAGGGCAAUUUUCUUAAGAAGUAUGCAACGGCUCCUGCAAAGAUUACGAGAAUGGAUGUACCGGCUAUAAAGCAGUUUGGUAGACAGAUAUUGGAAACAUUGAAUCUACUCCAUGAAAAGGGUCUACCAUAUUGUCACCUACACACGGGAAAUCUUGUGGUCCACAACAACCGGGUGAUGCUGUUGGAUUUGGAAAACUGGCUGCUUGGUUUACCAGCCUAUCACAGACAGCAUGUGCUGCAGUUCAAGAAAAUACAGACUACAGAAAUGGUGGAUGUAUACAGUUUUGGUCAUGUCCUCUAUGAGCUGACAUUCGGUAUGGAGAUGAGAACGGACACAUGUAAUGAAUUCCCUCCACAGUGUGACGCACAGCUUAGAUCCGUCCUAGAGUCCAUUCUGACAAUAGAAGCCUGCAAGAAUGGUCUACCUACAGUCCAGUCCUUGCUCACUCAUCCGUUUUUUUCCGACGUGACCCCACCCCCGAGUGAGAAGCCAUUCCUCAAGAUACCCAGCAAACUCAAGGAGCCAUUAAGAAAGGCGAAGGAAGAGUUUGAAGCCAGAUUGAGGGAGGAACAAAAAGUGAUUUACAAGAAGAACAGAGUGUCGCGCGCCAAGGAGUACCACAUGUCGGAAGAUGUGAAAAAGGAACGAAGAAAAACAAAAAAGAAACCAACAAGUAGAGCUCUAGAGAGUGAAAGGGCUGCAGCAGAGGCAUCGACCAAUGGGACACAAGCGCCCUCUGCCCCCUCAUCUGCUGCUCCUCCUGCUCCACCACCCCCUGGGGCAGGAGCCCCAACCCCACCAGCUGCUCCUCCACCCCCACCACCAGGAGGUACAGCCCCUCCUCCACCCCCUCCAGGCCCUGCCCCAACCCAAGGGGGUGCGCCACCCCCACCCCCUCCUUCCUCCGAGGGAAGGGGUGCUCUACUCAGCUCUAUCUCCGGAUUUAGCAAGGGCGGUCUAAAGAAGGCUGUUACAGUUGAUAAAAGUGCUCCAAAACUGUAGUGUUGUUUGGUUGUAUUCUAUAAUUGUGCUGUAAUAAUAAAGAGCAGCAACAAUGUAGUGCUGGUAUAACUAGUGUCAAGUUAAGCUUAUACAGUUAAGCAGGUUUUAUACAGCAACAUAUCGUUUUGCAGUAAAUUUCUUUGAACAUAUGCAAGCUUUAAAUGUCUUACAGCAUGCUCCGUACACCAGACUCAACUGUGUAUUAGUCACUGAAGCAAAAUGCAACAUUUUAUAUUCUUCUAGAAUCAAAACAUGCAAAGCUGUUAUUUAUUUAUGAUAGGUAAAUAACUUUAAUGUUUAAUCAAAUAUGUGUUAAGGGGGGCUCUCAUUUAAAUUAAUCUUGGUACUUAACAUUCAAUUUGUGAUAAUGCUCUAUGAAACACCAAUUUACUUUAAAUUUGAUGCUUCUGAAGUAAUGCAUUGAUAAUUUGAUAAAAUAUUUUGCUUUGAAAACUUGAGAUUAAGUGCUCCAAACUCUUUGAAAAUACUCCUGAAUAUGAUAAGUUUGAUUGUAUUGACAAUAUUAUUUAUCAAGAAUGUAAAUUCUUUUGGUUUUGUUAAUGUAUCUGUUGGUUAUUUCUGUUUUAAACGAAAUUGAUGUUUUACAGUUUAAAGUGCUCAAAGUAAAAUUAUUCAAUGUUAUGAACAUACUUGCAAGCCAUUCAAUACCAUUGGUUUGUUUUUCAUUUAUAAUUACAUGUUAUGAAUAUUUUUGAAGACCGUCUCUAACAGAUUGUCUGUUUUUCAUAAUUAGUUCAAUGUUAUGAACAUCAUAGAGGGCCAUCAAUGACAGUGUUCUGUUUUUCAUUCAUAGUCAUAGUUAUAAACAUCCCAUUCAAUA